This is a messenger RNA of Carassius carassius (crucian carp), 1801 nucleotides long. It is a transcript of the gene cdk9, whose product is annotated as cyclin-dependent kinase 9 (CDC2-related kinase). Gene Ontology annotation, molecular function: cyclin-dependent protein serine/threonine kinase activity; ATP binding. Bases 87 to 1268 code for a protein of 393 amino acids. Lineage: Eukaryota; Metazoa; Chordata; Actinopteri; Cypriniformes; Cyprinidae. The transcript is spliced from 8 exons. The record is from RefSeq and is a predicted model, not a curated record. Gene Ontology annotation, biological process: protein phosphorylation. Gene Ontology annotation, cellular component: nucleus.
GUAAUAACCGCGGAUCCUUCAGGUGGCGCUAGAGGUUUUCUUGACCCGGUUGAAUCCGUCCUGCGGACCGCAGAGGAACAGCAAGGAUGCAACGCGACAAAACCGGAAGCUCCGGCGGUGGGGAUAAGCCAGACAGAGAAACCGCCAUCAUGUCUAAAUACUAUGAUGGGGUCGAGUUUCCCUUCUGUGAUGAAUUCUCAAAAUAUGAGAAGUUGGCGAAGAUCGGCCAGGGCACCUUCGGGGAGGUGUUCAAGGCCAAACACAGACAGACAGGGAAGAAGGUGGCUUUAAAAAAAGUACUUAUGGAGAAUGAGAAAGAAGGGUUUCCCAUCACAGCUCUGAGGGAAAUCAAGAUCUUACAGCUGCUCAAACAUGAGAAUGUGGUGAACCUCAUUGAGAUCUGCAGGACAAAAGCCACCCAGUUUAACCGUUAUAAGGGCAGCAUCUAUCUAGUGUUUGAUUUCUGUGAGCACGACCUAGCUGGACUGCUGAGCAACGCAAAUGUUAAAUUCACUCUGGCUGAGAUCAAGAAGGUGAUGCAGAUGCUGCUGAAUGGACUUUACUACAUACACAGAAACAAGAUCCUCCACAGAGACAUGAAAGCGGCCAAUGUUCUGAUCACCAGAGAAGGCGUUCUGAAGCUGGCUGAUUUUGGAUUGGCCAGAGCCUUUAGUUUGGCUAAGAACAGUCAGGGGAACCGCUACACAAACCGGGUCGUCACACUGUGGUACCGACCACCUGAACUGCUGCUUGGUGAGAGAGACUACGGGCCUCCCAUAGAUCUGUGGGGUGGAGGGUGUAUCAUGGCAGAGAUGUGGACCAGGAGUCCCAUCAUGCAGGGCAACACAGAACAGCACCAGCUCACCCUCAUCAGUCAGCUGUGUGGCUCUGUUACUCCUGAGGUUUGGCCCGGUGUGGAUAAGAAGUAUGAGCUGUAUCAGAAGAUGGAGCUUCCUAAGGGUCAGAAGCGUAAGGUGAAGGACAGACUGAAGGCUUAUGUGAAAGACCCGUACGCUCUGGACCUCAUCGACAGACUGCUGGUUCUGGAUCCGGCUCAGAGAAUAGACAGCGACGACGCUCUCAACCACGACUUCUUCUGGUCCGACCCCAUGCCCUCUGACCUCAAAAACAUGCUCUCCACACACAACACCUCCAUGUUUGAGUACCUGGCGCCGCCACGCAGGAGAGGUCACAUGCCCCAGCAGCCAGCUAAUCAGAACAGAAACCCUGCCACCACCAGCCAAUCAGAGUUCGAAAGGGUUUUUUGAUUAAUCCGGCCAGCUGCUGACAAAAUGUAAGACAUUUCCAUAUAAUAUCUUGAGUUAUUGUUUCAUCACAGUGUUGUGUUGGAUAUCAGUAGAGCAGGCAGAUACAGUUCCUGUUGUUUAGUGUUAACAUCUAGAUUACAAAAAAAAUAGUGAUCAUUGAUGAGAUGAGUUCAGUUUAUAUGAAUUACUGAAUCCAUACUGAGCUGAUCCAGAAAAUCAGCAUGAGUUUAUUGUGCUGCCAUUGUACUGUGGGAGAAAAAAUAAUAAGUGUGCGUUCUGCUUUCAGACAGAUUCAGUGUAGUGUUGGAGACAAGUCUGCUUUUCCCAUUGAAAAUACAUUUGAAAAGAUGUUUAGUCUGAGAGAGCCAUUAACCAUUAUUUAAACACCUGGUCAUCAUCUUUUCAGAUGAUAUUGUUAAUUUAGUUUUUUUAAAGGAUGUUUUUAUUUGUAAGAUCAUGUGUAUGUGUUGGGAUAUUGGUGUAUAAGUUACUUGUAAGUAAAUUACACUAAUAAAUCCUUUCACGUUUACCAA